UGUCACGCUAGGAAGAGGAGAUUAUAGUCUGUGCUGUUGGAAAAACGUCUUGUUUGGGUGUAGUGGUUCACUAAGGGACCACGAAUUUCAAUUGUAAAGCUAUCCUUUUUUCCUGUUUUCAAGAGUGUUUAUAUCAUAAAACGUUUAACAGGUUAUAAACAUGUCUUUCCAGUACCCAGAAGCGUAUCGUGACGAAUCUGUAGUUGAUGAUUACCAUGGUGAUAAAAUACCUGAUCCUUAUUGUUGGUUGGAAGAUCCAGACAGUGAAAGAACAAAGGCUUUUGUGAAUGCCCAAAAUCAACUGACUGUGCCAUUUCUUGAAGGAUGUCCUGUCAGGAACUUGUUUAAAGACCGCAUGACAGAGCUUUAUGAUUAUCCCAAGUACAGCUGUCCAUUUAAAAGAGGAAACAGGUACUUUCAUUUCUACAACACUGGACUACAAAACCAGAGUGUCAUGUAUGUCCAGGAUUCCUUGGAUUCAGAGCCAAGAGUUUUUCUUGAUCCAAAUAAGUUUUCAGAAGAUGGCACAAUUGCUUUAAGAGGCUAUACAUUUACAGAAGAUGGAGAGUAUUUUGCAUAUGGCGUCAGUGCCAGUGGCUCUGACUGGGUGGAGAUCAAGUUCCUGCGUGUGGAUGGCCCUGUAGAGUUGGAGGACCGUCUGGAACGAGUGAAGUUCAGCUGCAUGUCCUGGACUCACGAUGGGAAAGGCUUAUUUUACAACUCUUACCCCAUUCAGGACGGGAAAAGUGAUGGUACAGAAACAUCCACUAACUUGCACCAGAAAUUGUAUUAUCAUGUUCUUGGCACACCUCAGUCGGAGGAUGUUCUCUGUGUAGAGUUUCCAGAAAAUCCAAAAUGGAUGGGUGGAGCUGAGGUGUCAGAUGAUGGACGGUAUGUCUUGCUGUCUAUCCAUGAAGGCUGUGACCCAGUGAACAGACUGUGGUACUGUGAUCUCCAAGAGGUCCCAGAGGGAAUAAAAGGAAUUUUGCCAUGGGUGAAGCUAAUUGACAACUUUGAUGCUGAAUAUGAAUACAUCACCAAUGAGGGCUCAGUUUUCACUUUUAAAACAAAUUUAAAUGCCCCAAGAUAUCGUAUUAUCAACAUCAACUUUGAUGACCCAGAUAUUACGAACUGGAAGGAGUUAAUUCCAGAACACGAAAAAGAUGUUAUUGUUUUUGCAUCCUGUGCACAUGAACAUUUUCUUUUUGUGUGCUUCCUCCAUGAUGUGAAGAAUGUGCUUACAAUGUACAGUCUGGAGACUGGAGAACACCUGAAGACAUUUCUUCUGGAUGUAGGCUCUGUGGUGGGGUUCACUGGGCGGAAAAAGGAUUCUGACAUUUUUUACUACUUCACCUCUUUUCUUUCACCAGCUAUCAUAUACCAUUGUGACCUAACUAAGGAUCCUUUGGAACCAACUGUGUUCAGAGAGGUUACAGUCAAGGGUUUUGAUCCUUCAGACUAUCAAACAACUCAGGUGUUCUACCCCAGCAAAGAUGGAACUCAGAUACCCAUGUUUAUUGUCCAUAAGAAGGGAAUUAAUAUGGAUAGUUCUCAUCCAGCACUCCUUUAUGGUUAUGGAGGAUUCAAUAUAUCCAUUACUCCCAGUUACAGUGUUUCAAGGCUUAUCUUUGUGAGACACCUGGGUGGGGUCUUAGCGAUUGCUAAUAUCAGAGGAGGUGGAGAAUAUGGAGAAACCUGGCACAAAGGUGGAAUGUUGGCGCAAAAACAAAACUGUUUUAAUGAUUUCCAAUGUGCUGCUGAAUACCUUGUGAAACAGGGCUACACAUCUUCUUCCAAACUAACCAUUAAUGGAGGCUCCAAUGGUGGCCUUUUAGUGGCUGCGUGUGUGAAUCAGCGACCCGACUUAUUUGGCUGUGCUGUUGCUCAGGUUGGAGUUAUGGAUAUGCUGAAGUUUCACAAGUUUACUAUAGGUCAUGCCUGGACCACUGAUUUUGGGUGUUCUGAGAUAAAAGAACAGUAUGAAUGGUUAAUCAAGUACUCCCCUCUCCAUAAUAUCAAGGUCCCAGAAGAAAAUGGAGUGCAGUACCCAGCUGUGCUGUUGCUCACUGCAGAUCACGAUGACAGAGUGGUGCCACUGCACUCCUUGAAAUACAUCGCUACCUUGCAGUACAUGGUCAGCCAGAAUCCCAAACAGACCAAUCCCUUGUUCAUUCAUGUAGAUACCAAAUCUGGGCAUGGUGCAGGAAAGCCAACCAGCAAGGUCAUACAGGAGGUGGCUGAUAUGUAUGCCUUCAUUUCUAGAUGUCUUGAUAUCCCGUGGAUUAAUAAAUAAGAACAUCAUAGCCCUCUUUUUCUCAAAAGAAGAAGAAUUAAGGGCUUUGAUAACAGAAGAAUGCAAAUUAAUCAUGGAUAUUACUUACAAUUUGUCACUUGAUUUCCUUUCACCAUGUGCACCAAAUUGUAGCCUGUAGUGAAAUAUCAUAUUUGUUUACCUUCUAGCAGAAUAUUAGUUAUAUUAAAGGUAGGUUUAAUUUAUAUUAUUUUGUUGAAACAAUUAGUUACCAAAUAAAAUACCUUUUUAUUGUUCAAGUGUUAUGAGCUUGUUAAUCAUUUAACACUAAUAAUGUUCAACCUUUUAUCAAGGCAUUUUAGGUCCAGGAAGUAUAUAAAAUAAAAUGUUUCAGACCUGGGUGGGACAGUUUUUGAAUAGCUUUUUGCUAUUUCCUGCGUUACAUUUUGUUAUUGGUUUCAAGCGUGCUAUACAGUGGAUUUGGUAUCAUUGUAGUGUCAAUACUUGUACUUUCCCUCAUUUGUCAUUUUUUGUGAGCCCUUUAUCAUAAGGUUUCUUCAAAGAUGGUAAAUAUAAUAAAUUAGACUGUUUUGUUUACUUUUCCUGUUGCAUAUAUAAGAAAGUCUCAGAGAAGGCAAUAAGAUGAGACUGGUUCAUUGUCUCGUGAUUCUUUUCAAAGCUCUCAAGAAUAUAUAGAGCCAUUACAUUUAGUCUAACUUUAAAAAAAUGCAUCCUGUACAUUUAAUAGAGUAUAUCCUAUGUUAUCAAAGUGUAUAAACUGUAAGUAAUAUUUAAAAAAACUAUCAAAGCCAUGAAAUAAACUUUUACAGGUUCCACCAGGUCCUAUUCAUUUCUGUGAGCUGAGUAAUUGUUGCUGGGCAUUCACAGGAGCUCGCAUUCUGUCAAUGCAAUUGCUACGUGAGGAAAUGUAUUCUUAAAAACUAUUAAAAGCAUGAUGUUUAAAAAAACAGUAUUUUCUUUUUUGUGUGAACCUGCUGUAUUGAUUUAUAUCCUUGCAGCCUGGUAUUUCUGUAGACUACAUUGUGUUUCUACCUCUAGAUAUAAGCUGUUUGUGUUUACCUCUAAGUAAAGAGAAAAUACAGUUCUUGUCAACAAUAAAUAGCAUUUGAACAAUUGA
Molecule: messenger RNA, 3389 nt
Organism: Lepisosteus oculatus (spotted gar)
Lineage: Eukaryota; Metazoa; Chordata; Actinopteri; Semionotiformes; Lepisosteidae
Gene: prep
Product: prolyl endopeptidase
Biological process (GO): proteolysis
Cellular component (GO): cytosol
Molecular function (GO): oligopeptidase activity; serine-type endopeptidase activity
Source: RefSeq, a predicted model, not a curated record